Messenger RNA from Aspergillus glaucus CBS 516.65, 988 nucleotides. RefSeq lists its product as uncharacterized. Gene Ontology annotation, biological process: proteasome-mediated ubiquitin-dependent protein catabolic process. The record is from RefSeq and is a predicted model, not a curated record. NCBI's taxonomy places the organism in Eukaryota, Fungi, Ascomycota, Eurotiomycetes, Eurotiales, Aspergillaceae. Gene Ontology annotation, cellular component: cytoplasm; nucleus. Bases 174 to 962 code for a protein of 262 amino acids. The transcript has 3 exons. Gene Ontology annotation, molecular function: protein binding.
GCGUCCGUCUGUGAGGUUUCCCAUCUUCACAGACAGCCUUUUCCGUCUUGAAAACGUAUCCAAGACUUACAAUCCACACACUCUGCCAUCUCGGAAAACCAUGACUUCUGCUAAUUUUGUAUGCCUCCCGGCGGGUUGCGCACACAUGGUUGCUUGGUUUUAACGGGAAGCAGAUGUCCCCAGACACCCCCUCGACAACCACACCACCAUGGCAUCAGUUCGAGCGGAAGGUCGAGGAGGUCAAGCCAUCCAAGACUGAUAUCAAUUAUCUAGUCAUGGACUACCUCAUCACCAAUGGCUACCCUGCUGCUGCGAAGAAAUUCGCACUGGAGGCUAAUAUCCAACCCAAAGCAGAUGUGGAUUCUAUCCAGGAACGGGUAGACAUCCGCACUGCGAUCCAUUCUGGCGAUAUCCAGUCUGCGAUCGAAAAUAUCAAUGAGCUCAAUCCUCAGAUCUUGGAUGAGAACCCAUCACUGCACUUCGCUUUACUGCGUUUGCAACUGGUAGAAUUGAUCCGCAAAUGCUCCUCCACACCAGACGGAGACAUCAGCCCUGCUUUGGAGUUUGCCACUUCUCAGCUCGCACCCCGGGCCCCUACCGACCCUCAAUUCCUCGAGGACUUGGAGCGGACACUUUCUCUUCUGAUCUUUCCGACGGAGAACUUGGCACCCUCCCUUGCUCCUCUUCUACACCCAGACUUGCGUAAGGAUAUCGCCACCCGUGUCAACGAGGCCAUCCUACAAUCCCAGGGUGCUCGUAAAGAGGCCCGUCUGCGGAACCUGGUCAAGCUGCGCGCUUGGGCAGAGCAGAAGGCCCGAGAGGCUAAGAAGAAUAUUCCCGACAAGUUGGACAUCGGACUUGGCGGGAACGGUAACCAUGUAAACGCCAGUGGGAAUGGCGCCGGCGCCGCUAGCGACACUGUAAUGACCAGCAACGGGGAUGUCGACCCGAUGAUCUCUUAAUGUUUUUCUUUGAUCUGAUCUUGCCC